Messenger RNA from Neogale vison (American mink), 1662 nucleotides. RefSeq names its product shisa family member 6 (gene SHISA6). Bases 1 to 1662 code for a protein of 553 amino acids. Gene Ontology annotation, biological process: regulation of short-term neuronal synaptic plasticity; regulation of AMPA receptor activity. The record is from RefSeq and is a predicted model, not a curated record. Gene Ontology annotation, cellular component: AMPA glutamate receptor complex; postsynaptic membrane; dendritic spine membrane. NCBI's taxonomy places the organism in Eukaryota, Metazoa, Chordata, Mammalia, Carnivora, Mustelidae. The transcript has 6 exons.
AUGGCGCUGCGGCGCCUCCUGCUGCUGCUGCUGCUGCUGCUCUCGCUGGAGUCCCUGCACCUGCUGCCCGGCGCCCGCGGCGCCCGCGGCCGCGCCGCCAACCGGACCCUGAGCGCCGGCGCCGCUGCCGUCGGGGGCCGACGGCCCGGGGGCGCCCUGGCCCGGGGCGGCCGCGAGCUGAACGGCACCGCCGCCCGGGCGCCCGGCGGCUCGGAGGCGGUGAGCCGGCGGGGACAGCCCGCGGCGGCGGUGGCGGCGGCCAGCGCGGCCGUCACCUACGAGACGUGCUGGGGCUACUACGACGUGAGCGGCCAGUACGACAAGGAGUUCGAGUGCAACAACAGCGAGAGCGGCUACCUGUACUGCUGCGGCACCUGCUACUACCGCUUCUGCUGCAAGAAGCGCCACGAGAAGCUGGACCAGCGCCAGUGCACCAACUACCAGAGCCCCGUGUGGGUGCAGACGCCCAGCACCAAGGUGGUGUCGCCGGGGCCCGAGAACAAGUACGACCCGGAGAAGGACAAGACCAACUUCACCGUGUACAUCACCUGCGGGGUCAUCGCCUUUGUCAUCGUGGCCGGCGUCUUCGCCAAGGUCUCCUAUGACAAGGCCCACCGCCCUCCGCGGGAGAUGAACAUCCACAGGGCGCUGGCCGACAUCUUAAGACAACAGGGACCAAUCCCCAUAGCACACUGUGAAAGAGAAACUAUGUCGGCCAUCAAUACGUCUCCCAAAGAGAGCACACCGGUCCGAUCGUCCUCCAAAAACCACUACACCCCCGUGCGCACCGCCAAGCAGACUCCAGGACAUUAUGGGAAGGAUGCUUACCGAAGUGGAGGACCCGAUCUCCAUAACUUCAUCUCCUCUGGAUUUGUCACGUUAGGAAGAGGACACACGAAGGGUGAUCAUCAGUACAACCAUCCGAUUUUAAGCAGUGCGGCCCAGACCCCUACACAUGAGAAGCCACGGAUGAACAACAUCCUGACAUCGGCCACCGAGCCCUAUGACCUCUCCUUCUCCCGCUCCUUCCAGAAUUUGGCCCACCUGCCCCCAUCCUAUGAGUCUGCCGUGAAGACCCACCCCAGCAAGUACUCAUCCUUGAAGAGACUAACUGACAAGGAGGCUGACGAAUAUUACAUGAGGAGGCGGCACCUGCCAGACCUGGCUGCCCGAGGCACCCUCCCCCUCAACGUCAUCCAGAUGUCCCAACAGAAGCCCUUACCUCGAGAGCGACCCCGCCGGCCCAUCCGGGCCAUGUCGCAGGACAGGGUUCUGUCCCCCGAGCGGGGCCUGCCAGACGACUUCGGCUUGCCCUACGACCGCAUCCUGUCCGAUGAGCAGCUGCUGUCCACGGAGCGCCUGCACUCCCAGGACCCGCUGCUGUCCCCGGAGCGGACGGCCUUCCCCGAGCAGUCCCUGUCGCGGGCCAUCUCGCACACGGACGUCUUUGUGUCCACGCCCGUGCUGGAGCGGUACCGCGUGACCAAGAUGCACUCCCAUCCCAGUGCCUCCAGUAACUCCUAUGCCACGCUGGGCAAGAGCCAGACGGCCGCCAAGCGCCAGGCCUUCGCCUCGCGCAGACACAACACGGUGGAACAGCUGCACUACAUCCCGGGUCACCACACCUGCUACACAGCCAGCAAGACGGAAGUGACCGUGUGA